AUGAUUUUUUGGAUAACAGUACCUUAGACCCUAGUUCAGCUAUCCAGAGAGAGGAAGAGGAGCUAAUGGCGAGUUCAUCGUCGGACGAUUUCUCGGUGGUGGUACUGGCGUCGGAUCUAGGCGUCGAUGCCCGCCCAUUCUUGAACCCAUCGAACCUACGACAACAAGAAGCAGCUGAAGACGACAACUGGCACGACUGCCCUUCUUAUCUACCCUCCUCCGAUGACCAUGAUUUCUCCGAUCUCGAAGCCCUCCAAUUCUUCCGCCUCGAACGUGGCUCUGAUAAUUCUGGCAAUCGCAUCUUCCGAAUCGUCGGAAAAUAUUUCCCCGCUGCUGUAAUCAGUGGAGAACGUCUGAAAAAAUAUGUCUCUCACAAAAUUUUGACGGAGAUGCCAGAAGGGUCAUUUUGUGUUGUAUACAUGCAUAGUACCGUGCAGAAAGAGGACAAUUCGCCUGGCCUUACCAUCUUGAGAUGGAUAUAUGAGGAGCUACCAAACGACUCCAAAGACAGGCUUCAGGCCGUGUACUUCAUUCAUCCAGGGCUUCGGUCAAGGCUUGUCUUUGCUACCCUUGGCAGAUUUCUCUUAAGUGGAGGCUUAUACUGGAAAAUCAAGUACAUUAGCCGCCUUCAAUACCUCUGGCAAGAUAUAAAGAAGGGGGUGGUCGAGAUUCCAGAGUUUGUUCAACAGCACGAUGAUAUUCUGGAACAUAGACCACUUACAGAUUACGGAAUUGAACCAGAUCCUCUCCAUAUGACACAAAUUCCUUCCAUGGCCCACACAUUUGGAAGGUAUGACUCGGGAUGGGCGUCCAGAGAAUACAUGUCCUAGCCGUGGCUAAGCAUAAAGAGUAUUAAUUGUGUUGUACCACAUGAAAAUCCUUGACAUUAUGAGCAGACACGAGCUUAAUGUAAUUUCAUCUUCUAUGUUCUGUAAUAGUAGGCAGGAUGAUCUCUUACCUUGCCAUUCUCACAAAAAUAAUGGGUCAUGUAUAUAAAUUGCUGGGAAUUUGUAGCUUAAAUCCGUACUCUUCUGCCUAUUUGGUAUUCUACCUUUCCUGCUUA
Molecule: messenger RNA, 1063 nt
Organism: Olea europaea var. sylvestris
Lineage: Eukaryota; Viridiplantae; Streptophyta; Magnoliopsida; Lamiales; Oleaceae
Product: ganglioside-induced differentiation-associated protein 2
Exons: 3
Coding region: 66-830 (254 amino acids)
Source: RefSeq, a predicted model, not a curated record